GUGAUCUAUCAUAGAAACAAAGAACAGAUGCUUCAACUCCUGAAGGAGGGGGCAGACCCACACACCCUGGUUUCCUCCGGAGGAUCCUUACUCCAUCUGUGUGCUCGGUAUGACAAUGCCUUCAUCGCAGAGAUCCUGAUUGACAGAGGCGUCAAUGUCAACCACCAGGAUGAAGACUUCUGGACACCCAUGCACAUUGCCUGUGCGUGUGACAAUCCUGAUAUCGUCCUGCUUCUUGUACUAGCUGGAGCCAAUGUCCUCCUCCAGGAUGUCAAUGGAAACAUCCCGUUGGAUUAUGCCGUAGAAGGAACGGAAUCCAGUGCCAUCCUGUUGACUUAUCUGGAUGAAAAGGGAGUGGAUCUGACUUCACUGCGUCAGAUGAAGCUUCAGAGACCCAUGAGUAUGUUAACAGAUGUCAAACACUUCCUGUCAUCUGGAGGCAAUGUCAAUGAGAAAAAUGACGAAGGAGUGACUUUGUUGCACAUGGCGUGUGCAAGUGGCUACAAGGAGGUGGUGUCUCUUCUCCUGGAACAUGGCGGGGACCUCAACAUGGCAGACAAUCAGUACUGGACUCCCCUCCAUCUGGCGGCCAGAUAUGGCCAGACAAACUUGGUGAAACUUCUUCUGAUGCAUCAGGCAAACCCAAACCUCAUGAACUGUAACGAAGAGAAGCCAUCAGAUAUCGCUGCAUCUGAAUUUAUUGAGGAAAUUCUGCUGAAAGCUGAAGUUACCUGGGAAGAAAAAAUGAAAGAGCCUUUAUCUGCUUCUUCCCUGGCACAAGAGGAGCCCUAUGAAGAGAUCAUUCAUGAUCUUCCAGCACUUUCCAGUAAGCUCAGUCCUUUGGUGCUACCAAUUGCCAAGCAAGACAGCUUGUUGGAAAAAGACAUUAUGUUCAAAGAUGCAACAAAGGGCCUAUGUAAGCAACAAUCUCAGGACAGCACCCCUGAAAACCCCACAAUGAGUGGCCCCGGCAAGCUUGAGCAGGUCAAGCUGAUGCCUCCAGCUCCUAACGACGACCUGGCCACACUCAGUGAACUCAAUGAUGGCAGCCUGCUCUAUGAGAUUCAGAAGCGCUUUGGAAACAAUCAGAUAUACACUUUUAUUGGGGACAUCCUCUUGCUGGUUAACCCUUACAAGGAGCUUCCAAUUUAUUCUUCCAUGGUCUCCCAGCUGUAUUUCAGCACCUCAGGGAAGCUGUGCUCCAGUCUGCCUCCUCACCUCUUCUCCUGCGCAGAGAGAGCCUUCCACCAGCUCUUCCAGGAGCAGCGCCCUCAGUGUUUCAUUCUCAGCGGGGAGAGGGGAUCAGGGAAGUCUGAAGCCAGCAAACAAAUCAUGAGGCAUCUGACCUGCAGGUCGGGCUCCAGCAGGGCCAUCUUGGAUUCCAGACUUAAACAUGUCAUGUGCAUCUUAGAAGCCUUUGGACAUGCCAAGACAACGCUUAAUGAUUUGUCCAGUUGCUUCAUAAAGUAUUUUGAACUCCAGUUCUGUGAGAGGAAAAGACAAUUAACUGGAG
This is a messenger RNA of Carlito syrichta (Philippine tarsier), 1513 nucleotides long. Its product is annotated as unconventional myosin-XVI-like. The record is from RefSeq and is a predicted model, not a curated record. Gene Ontology annotation, molecular function: actin filament binding; ATP binding; cytoskeletal motor activity. Gene Ontology annotation, biological process: negative regulation of G1/S transition of mitotic cell cycle; phosphatidylinositol 3-kinase/protein kinase B signal transduction; neuron projection morphogenesis. The annotation marks the transcript as partial. Gene Ontology annotation, cellular component: myosin complex; nucleoplasm; perinuclear region of cytoplasm. NCBI's taxonomy places the organism in Eukaryota, Metazoa, Chordata, Mammalia, Primates, Tarsiidae. The transcript has 14 exons.